Messenger RNA from Cuscuta epithymum, 1867 nucleotides. The record is from the annotation of a GenBank genome assembly. NCBI's taxonomy places the organism in Eukaryota, Viridiplantae, Streptophyta, Magnoliopsida, Solanales, Convolvulaceae.
AAAGAAAAAGGCCGCCGGCUAACCUCUAUUGACUAUUUAUAUGGGGAGUAUGCUUGUACGGAGUAUUAGUGAUGACAAAGUAGGGUUUAGAUUAUUUGUUGUCGAUUUGGAAGAACAACACUCGGAUCGAUCGAACUGCGGCGAGGGCAACAUGUGCAAGCGAGGUCGUGAAGAGGAAGUUUACGAGUGUUGGAGGGGGAGAAAGCUGGCCUCAGCGUAUGAAUUGGCAAAGGGAAUCGAGUAUUCGGAGCCAAUGUUCACCGGGUGGAAACCCCCGCUAGGUGUUCGGCGAAUUUCCACAAAGAAACAACAAAGCUCUGCUCGGAAGCGACUGCGGCUAAGGGUGAAGGGCGAAGACAUCCCUCCCCUUAUUAAAAGGUUUGAAGAUAUGAAGUUUCCUGAGCCUAUCUUGCAGAAACUGAGGGGGAAGGGAAUAUUACACCCUACCCCUAUCCAGAUGCAAGGCCUUCCCGUAGUUUUAUCAGGGAGGGAUAUGAUUGGGGUUGCUUCUACCGGGUGUGGCAAGACCCUGGUAUUUAUUCUCCCCUUGAUUAUGAUAGCCACCCAAGAGGAGGUCAUGAUGCCUAUAUCCCCGGGGGAAGGCCCGUUUGGCUUGAUCAUCUGCCCAUCAAGAGAGCUUGCCAAUCAAACCUAUCAACUGGUUCAGGAGUUUUCAGUUGCCAUGAAAGAGGGUGGUUACCCAGAGCUGAGGUCCAUUCUCUGUAUAGGUGGAGGACACCCGCCCCUUCCCCUGCCCUUGGGUAGUGGUGUGCAUAUAGUUGUUGCAACUCCUGGAAGGUUAAAAGACAUGCUUGCCAAGAAAAGAUUGAAUCUUUACAGUUGCAGGUACAUGGCACUAGAUGAGGCUGACAGGCUUCUUGAUUUAGGGUUUGAAGACGACAUUCGGGAAAUAGUGAGUUAUUUUAAACAUCAAAGGCAGACCCUCUUAUUUUCAGCCACUAUGCCCACCCGAGUUCAUAACUUGGGUCUUAGCGCUCUGGUGAAGCCUGUUACCAUCAAUGUGGGUAGUAGACCCGGGGCAGCAAACAGCAAUGUUACUCAGAGGGUUAAGUUCGUUGAAGCAGAUGAGAAUAAGAAGCGUUAUGUUCUUCGUUGCUUGAGGAGGACCGACCCCCCUGUGAUUAUCUUCUGCAAGGACAAGGCUGUUGUGGAUGACAUCCACCUUUAUCUUCUUCAGCAAGGCGUGGAUGAUGUGGCUGCAAUCCAUGGAGGCAUGGACCAGGCUGAGAGGCAUUACUCCAUCGCUUCUUUUAAGGCCGGGAAGAAAGACGUGCUCGUCGCGACCGAUGUUGCAGCGAAAGGCUUGGAUUUCCCUAACAUUCAACAUGUAAUUAACUAUGACAUGCCUAGCGAAAUUGAGAAUUAUGUGCAUAGGAUUGGGAGGACUGGUAGAUGUGGGAAGAGAGGCAUAGCAACUACUCUUAUAAGCCCGAGCGAUGCAGCGGCGGCUUCACAUCUUCUGCUUGACUUAAAGCACCUACUGAGAGAAUCAAAACAGAGAAUUCCAUCCUUCUUACGAGAUAAAAAUGAUGAAGACUUCAAAAAAAGUGAAGGUUGCAGUUAUUGUGGCGGCCUGGGACACCAGAUCAACGUCUGCUUCAAGUUGGAGAAGAAUCAGAGAUCCCAGCAAUUUUCCAUCCACACCAUUAACAAUUAUUUUGGUUCUGGAGGGUAUAAGGCAGAAAUGUAAACCACCACAAACACUAGAGCCUUCCAUGACACAUCUCUGUAUAUAUAUUUUGUAACAGGCAGAUAUGAAUCAAACAAAUUUAACUUGUUAAAUUUCCUACUAAUUGUGGGUUCUUCUUUUGCCCUCCUGUAGUCCUGUGUAUUCUAAUCACUAUUU